AUGGAAAAAUUCAGAUUACCGUCUUUUGGAAAGGCUACUGCCCACCACAGCCCACCAGACAUGUCAAAUGUGGAUUCGACGCCACGUAAUUUGAUUGUUGCCAAUUGUCCAAAUAACGCUUAUGCGUUAGCAAACGUGGCAGCUGUUUCACCAAAUGACCUUCCAGACAAUAUUUAUGUGCUCGUGGAAAAUUUAUUCGUGUUUACAACCAGGCAUUCUAACGAAGUUCCACCUGGAACUAUUGGCUUUAAUGGUAACCAGCGUACUUGGGGUGGCUGGUCUCUAAACCAAGAAAUUCAUGUGAGGCCAUUUGACUUGUUCAAAUAUUCCGGUAAGCAUUCUUAUUUGGGAUCAGUUGAUAUUGACAUUUCAUUCAGGUCCAGAGGUAAGGCCGUACAAACACCAUUUGAUCAGGAUGAGCUUGCUUCUCAAUUCGCCAAAACCUUCGAAUCACAAAUUUUUUCUCCCACACAGUAUUUAAUAUUCGAAUUUAAAGGCAAUAUUUUUGAUUUGAAGGUCAGAAACCUGCAAACAAUAGAUCUAGGUGACAUUGAGCCUGUCGCUCCUGUGUCUUCAGGCAUUGAGGCAAAGGGAAUUUUAACCAAACAGACACAAAUUAAUUUUUUCAAAGGUAGAGAUGGUCUCGUCAAUUUGAAAUCUGCGAACUCACUGAGACCUAGAUCCGAUGCCGUUAUAAGGUCCGAUUUUAAAUUUGAGGAUCUUGGCGUCGGUGGUCUGGAUGCCGAAUUUACAAAGAUAUUUAGGAGAGCAUUUGCCAGUAGAAUAUUUCCACCAGCUGUUAUUGAGAAACUUGGUAUUUCUCAUGUCAAAGGUUUACUACUGUACGGUCCACCUGGUACUGGUAAAACGUUAAUCGCCCGAAGAAUCGGUAAAAUGUUGAAUGCGAAGGAGCCGAAGAUUGUAAAUGGUCCAGAAAUUUUGAGUAAAUAUGUUGGUUCUUCAGAGGAAAAUAUUCGUAAUCUGUUCAAGGAUGCUGAAGCUGAAUAUCGCGCUAAAGGAGAAGAAUCAUCUUUACACAUUAUCAUCUUUGAUGAACUGGACUCAGUGUUUAAACAAAGAGGUUCCAGAGGAGAUGGUACAGGUGUUGGAGAUAAUGUUGUUAAUCAACUGCUAGCAAAGAUGGAUGGUGUCGAUCAGUUGAACAACAUUCUAGUGAUUGGUAUGACGAAUCGUAAAGAUUUAAUUGAUAGCGCUUUACUGCGCCCAGGUAGAUUCGAGGUUCAGGUCGAAAUUCAUUUGCCAGAUGAAAGAGGAAGAUUACAAAUUUUUGAAAUUCAAACCAAGAAGAUGAGAGAAAACAAUAUGAUGGAUAAAGAUGUAGAUUUGGGUGAGCUCGCAGCUUUAACAAAAAAUUUUUCGGGUGCCGAGAUUGAAGGUUUGGUGAAAAGUGCAAGCUCUUUUGCCAUCAACAAGACCGUAAAUAUUGGUAAAGGAGCCACAAAAUUGAAUCCUAAGGAUAUUGCUAAAUUAAAAGUUACACGCGAGGACUUUCUCAAUUCUCUAGAGGAAGUCACUCCUGCCUUUGGUAUUAGUGAAGAGGACUUGAAAGCAUGUGUUGAAGGUGGUAUGAUCAGAUAUUCUGAAAGCGUCGACUCUAUCCUAAAAAACGGAGCUCGUUAUGUUCGCCAAGUUCGUGAAAGCAGUAAAUCGAGACUAGUCUCGCUACUAAUUCACGGACCCCCAGGUUCAGGUAAAACGGCCCUAGCUGCUGCUGUCGCAUUGAAGUCUCAAUUUCCAUUCAUUAGAUUAAUUACUGCAACUGAGAUUUCCGGUAUGUCAGAGAGCGCCAAGAUCGCUUACAUUGACAAUACAUUCAGAGAUGCGUACAAAUCUCCUUUGAAUAUUCUGGUGAUUGACUCCCUCGAGACGUUGAUAGACUGGGUUCCAAUCGGACCUCGUUUUUCAAACAACAUUCUUCAAGUGAUAAAAGUUGCUCUAAAACGUAAGCCUCCUCAGGAUCGUCGUUUAUUAAUCAUGACAACUACUUCAGCUUAUUCAGUGCUUCAACAAAUGGACAUAUUAAGUUGUUUUGAUAACGAAAUAGCAGUUCCAAACAUGACUAACCUCGACGAGUUCAACAAUGUCAUGAUAGAAUCCCAAUUUUUGGACGACGAAGACAGGGUCAAAGUGAUAAACCAAAUGGCACAAGUUUGUCCUCAUUUCAAUAUCGGUAUAAAGAAAGCUCUAACUAACAUUGAAACGGCAAGACAUGAUGACGACCCUGUUAAUGAAAUUAUCGAAUUAAUGGCCCAAUCGGCCUAA
Molecule: messenger RNA, 2283 nt
Organism: Zygotorulaspora mrakii
Lineage: Eukaryota; Fungi; Ascomycota; Saccharomycetes; Saccharomycetales; Saccharomycetaceae
Gene: SEC18
Product: AAA family ATPase SEC18
Exons: 1
Coding region: 1-2283 (760 amino acids)
Biological process (GO): intra-Golgi vesicle-mediated transport; Golgi to plasma membrane protein transport; SNARE complex disassembly
Cellular component (GO): Golgi stack
Molecular function (GO): ATP hydrolysis activity; ATP binding
Source: RefSeq, a predicted model, not a curated record